Messenger RNA from Clonostachys rhizophaga, 2091 nucleotides. The record is from the annotation of a GenBank genome assembly. NCBI's taxonomy places the organism in Eukaryota, Fungi, Ascomycota, Sordariomycetes, Hypocreales, Bionectriaceae.
AUGUUCUCUAAAUUUCACGGAACCGCUUCCGAGAACCCACAGCCAGCCCGGAAGCCGAAGAAAGCUCGACGCGCUCAGGUUCAGCGUGCCUGCGAUGGCUGCAGGUUAGGCCGGGUCAAAUGCGACACAUCAAGACCAUGCAGAAAUUGUAUCCAGUCAGGGAGACAGUGUGUCUUUGAGGGAUCGACCGAAUUUAGGGGAUUAAAUACUGCAACGAUAGAGAUUGAUCGUCUUCGACAACGAGUCCAAGACCUUGAGGCGGAACGGGAACAACGGCCAAGCCAACCGGCUGCAAUAUCCCCGGCUCUUAUCAGCCCUCCCUCUAGUGAUUCACAUAACAGCACAUCAAUACCAUUCCAUCCGGUCUCGGAAAAGUGGAAAGGAACUACUGUGGAAGGGAUCCGAUAUGGGCCAUUCUCAUUGCAGUACUUCAGUGAACGCAUCUCGCGGUACCUUGAGAUUGACGCCGACCCCCGAGUUUCGCUUGCGGACUUCCCAGUAUGGGACACAACCACCCUUGCCGAAUGCUGUGACGGUGUUGGCAAAAUGGCCCAGGACCACUUCCUAGACCUGCAUUGGCUUUGCUACCACGUCAACUAUCCGGCCAUAGAUGAAUCUGAGUUUCGAGAGCUCUAUGCAUCACUCUGGCACACAGAGGAAGCUUCAUCAACCAGACGCCCGGAUCCACUAGUUGAUAUCGUUCUGGCAAUGAACAUCCAAUAUGCAUUAUCAUUCAUGCCCCAAGAUGAAACUCUACCUCGCCAGUCUGCCGAGCACUCCUGCUUGGGGGGAAGUGCAUUCUAUCAACGCUGCAAGAGCGCAUUAGAUACAAGCAUGGAUUCUCCCACCAUCAAAUCAGUCCAGUGCCACUUAUUUUGUGCAAUAUACCUCUCUUACGCCGGGUACCACAAUGCAGCCUACACCACAACCAAACUAGCCGAGUGUAGCCUCUCUAUGCUCAGUCUCGAUCACGAUGACUCUCUUCAACAAGAGCUAGUGUCACGGAUUCGUAACUGCCUCCGAACACUCCAGACAAGAUUUUCUAUGAGAUUGGGUAGAUUUGAAAGACGGCCAUCUGGCAUCGCCCAGCAGUCCCUGGAGGUCACAACACCAUCCUCGACCCUUGAAUUCAGUUGGUUCAUCUUCCACGAGCAAGUGGCUCAUCUCUGUACUCUAGUGGAAGAUAUUGCCAUUACGUUCCUUGGGCAUUGCAACCAGAUCCUCGAUACCGCCGAAGGAGCCACUGACUUAUACACUGAUCCCGUCAUCCGUGACAAAUGUGCUCACUUCAUGAAGGACCAAAUGAACAGGCUAAAGUCCUGGUCGGCCCAAGUCCCGGCACAGCUCAGAAUCCCACGCAAGGGAUACAUGGAGUCCUUUUCAACGCGGCGGGCUCCAUUAGAGUUUGACGACAGCGACCCUCAGUGGUUGCAGCGCCAGCGAGUGGUCCUCGAGUGCCAGUACCAUGAUUUCUGCGUCACACUUCUGCGCGUCUUCUUCCACUUCUCACCCAAGCAAAAUCGAGGAACAUUCAAUAGUGAUGAAAACGGCAUCUCGUGCGUCAAUCACGCCUACACCCUCACAAGCAUAAUUCACCAGAUUCACGCUGAGACGGAUAUACUGACAGGCUGCUACCAAGCUUUUGAAUGGCAGCAGAACGCUGUCUAUGCGUUGGCUGCGUUUGCUGCUGCCAACCCGCUGUGUCCGCCAACACCCAGUGCCCGGAAGGCACUGGGAUUGGCGGGCGAGGUCUUCGGCUCCUACGGGGACACAUCGAUCCCAGCAAUGCGGAUGCGCAAGCUGAUAUCCGACUUUGAAGUAAAGAUUGCUGAGAAGAUUGCCAGUUUCAGAAGAGGACCGACCCCUGGCCCAACCCCGCGGAGUGCUCGACCGGUCGAAGAGCCAAGCCCGAUGCCUCAGAGUGACGUGGCCAUGGAGGCGGCCUCACAUAGCAUGCUGGGGUCGGUUCCGCUCGGGGACUCGAAUAUUGACUGGUCGAUCGUGGGAGGGUCUACGGAGCAGUGGUGGUCAGAACUAGACCAGCCAACCCAGGAUCUAUGGUCCACGUGGAUGAAGGAGUUUGAGCCUUGA